Messenger RNA from Closterium sp. NIES-65, 5511 nucleotides. Lineage: Eukaryota; Viridiplantae; Streptophyta; Zygnematophyceae; Desmidiales; Closteriaceae. The record is from the annotation of a GenBank genome assembly.
AUGGCGUACCUUUUCCCUUCGCAAGUCGUUUCGAUUCGCCCAUUGAGAGCUGUGCGGCCUGAUGAUGGUCGCGAGUUGCCUCUUAGAAACUUGAAAAUUCCGCUCAAACAUCUCAAUCUACCUCCAUCGAAAGCGGCUCCCAGGGUUCGAACCCGUGACCACAGCCUGACAAUCAAGUGUGACGCUGGAAAACCCGUCAGACCAGCAGAUCUUUCAACGGCUGAGAUCGCAUUUGUGGAAAUCGAGCCGUCGCUGCCUAUUGAUACAGGGAUUGAGACGCGUAAAGUGGGGGAAGAGGAGGGGGAGAGCAAUGGCGGCAAAGGGGAGAGCAACGUGAGGCCAGUGAGGGGCGAAGAGCCGGGGGAUAGGGGGAGUGGGGAUAGGGGGAGCGGGGAUAAGAGGAGCGGAAGGAGAGCAGAGAAAACGAGCAGAGGGGGGGAAAGUUGCGAAGAAGAGGAGGCAGUGGCAAUUAUUGCGAGAGUGCUAAGAGGGAAAUUUGGGCCUCAGAUUGUUCGAGAGGAGGAUGGAGGCGGAAGCAGAGAGGGCGGAAAGGAGAUUAAGGAGGGAGGGGAGGAAAAAGAGGUAGAGGAGGCGGAGAGAGUGAAAGAGGAGGAAGGGGUACCGGUCUGUGAAAUGGAGGACGGCGAGGGGAGAGAGGACGACAUAAAAGCAGAAUUCAGCGAGGAGGAAUUACCAGGUAGCACGUCUUUCUUCACACCUGCAAUGCCACUCAAGGGAGCACGUGCAACCUCUCCCUCCUCCCUCCUCUCCCUCUACCGCUUCUUCUCCUCCCACCUCGGCAUCUCCUCCCCUUCCACGGUCGCUUCCCUCCUCGCCUCCCACCCUGCCCUCCUGCGUUCCGAUCCGGCCAGUGACCUGCUGCCACGUGUCCGGCUAUUGCAGUCGUAUGGCAUAUCCCAGGCCACCAUUGUCCACGUCACCAUCACGAAUGCGUCUUGGCUCCGAAGCUCCCUUCCGCAAAUUCAGGGGACGAUUGAGUUUAUUCUGGCUCGGGGCGUGCGCCGAAGCAAGCUAGGCAUGGUGAUCCGGGGUUCGCCGUACCUCAUCCGCUCGCAUGCUCGUUCAACGAACCUGGACAUUUUGGUGGAGGCAGCAGGGAUUCCUGAGGAGAAGCUGGGUGUGAUUAUAGAGAGAUGCCCAAAUAUCUUAUGUCGAAGUGAAGAAUCCAUACAGGAUCAAAUCAAGCUGCUGUCAGACUACUUGUCAGAUGGAUUCGAAGAGAAGGGGACAGAAGAGGAUACCAGCAGCAGCACAGGACACCUGAAGCAGCACCUGAAAAAACACAAGAAUCGGCAACGUCUGGACAAAAAGAUCCUCCUGACGAGGCUUCUCCUGAACUACCCACGAAUCCUCCUCUCUUCUUCUGAUCGCAUCUCAGCCAAUCUCAGCCUUCUCCAGUCCUUCACUCCCCCUGAUAGCCCCUCCAUUGCCAUCCCUGUUCUCCGCCACGCUCCUUCCAUCCUAAACCUCGGUUCGGAGAAUCUUUUAGCUAAGCUCCAGUUCUUUGUGGAGCUGGUCGGGAAAAAGGCAGCAGGGAGGGUGGUUAGUAGUCAUCCGCUGGUUUUGACUCUGUCUAAGGAGAAUUUGGAGGGUAAGGUGGCGGUUCUGAGCGGUUUAAUUGGCCCGGAGAAUGCUGCGCUCGCAGUGGCGCGAUUCCCACUGCUGCUGACUUCUGGGGAAGAGACCAUGAAGCAGAACUAUGCAGAGCUUUUGAGGGAGUUUCAGGAGGCGUUGGAAGGGGGAGGAGGGGAUGAGGGUGGGAUUGAGGGACUGGAGGCAGGUGGGAUUGGUGAAGCGAAGGAGGGGGAUGGAGAGUAUAGGUCUCAAAAUGGAAAACAAGAAGGUAUAUCCGGUGUGGGUGAAGGUUCUGUGAAUGGAGUGGAGGAGUUAGCACGUAAGCUGGUGAUAAAUCUGGCUGUGAAGUCCCCGCAAUGCGUUUACUACAGCUGGGAUGGGAACAUGAGGCACAAGGUGGAGUACUUGAAGCGGGAAAUGGGGCUCUCUAUAAUGGAGGUGCUUGCCUUCCCUCCAUUCCUGGGGUUUAACCUGGAUCGGCGAAUCAAGACGCGACAUGCGGCGCUGCUGCAGUUGGGCUACGACGUUGUGUCCUAUAAGACUGUGGCUCUUCAGAAGCUCAGCAGCAAUCGGAAAGGGGCUGCGGACAAAGAUGAGGAGAGGGGAAACCGAGAGGAGGACGUGGACGGGAAAUUGAAGAAGGGUUUGGCAGAUGUGGGGAAUGGGGAAGAUGAGUGGCAAGAAGAGGAGGCUGAUGAGGAGAGUAAUGAGCUUCUGGUGAGACCGCAUGAAGACACGGAAAGCGCGAACGUGCGAUUCUAUCCGCCCUUCGAUGGCAAGCCAGUACCAGCGGUUGGGACGGAGACUCGGAUGCGUACAGAUGGAAGAGAGGAGGGAGAGAGUGAGGGAGGAGAGUCAGAGAAGAGUGAGAGUGGAGUGGGAAGAGGGGAGGUGUACGGCAGAGGAGAGCGUACGAGACGUGAGACGAGAGAAAGGAAAUUGGAGGAAAAGGUUGAGGCAGGCCGGUGGAAGCGUGGAGGGAGAGGAUUAUGCAAAGCGACAGAGGAGGAGGAGGCAGUGGCAAUGAUUGCUGAAUUUUUGAGAGAGAAAUUUGGGCCUCAGAUAGUGAUAAAGGAGGAGGGGGGUUCAAUAAACGGAAGGAUUAUGGAUCAGGAGGAGGAUAAGGGACGACAAGAAGAGGAGGAGGAAUAUGGGGAUGAGGAAACAGAGGGUUCAAAAGUAGAGGAGGAAGAUGGUGGGGAAGGGAACGAGGGGGAGGACGCAGCAGUAGUAGCAAAGGAGGAGGUCGGAUCACCCAUCACAUCUCCUCCCACACGCCCUCCUCCUCCACGCAACGGCCCUCGGGUCGUAUCUCCCUCCUCCCUCCUCUCCCUCUACCGCUUCUUCUCCUCCCACCUCGGCAUCUCCUCCCCUUCCAUUGUCGCUUCCCUCCUCGCCUCCCACCCUUCGCUCCUUCGGCAUUCUCCGAACCAAGCUAGCCCCUCCGUUGCCAUCCCAAUUCUCAGCCAGGCCCCCUCUCUCGUCCACCUCAGCUCUCAGACUCUUUUAUCUAAGCUCCAGUACUUAGUGGGAGUGGUGGGAAAGAAGGCAGCAGGGAGCGUGGUGCGCAGCUACUCGUCGAUUCUUAUUCUAUCGGUAGAGAACAUGCGGGGCAAGGUGGCAUUGCUGGGCGAUCUGAUUGGUCGAGAGAACGCCGUGCUUGCUGUGGCUAGAGUAGGAGUGGUUCACGAGGCGGAGAGCGCGACUCUGCGAUUCGAACCGAGCUUCGACGACGAGCCAGUACUGCCGGUUGGGACGGAGGCUCGGUUGCGUGCAGAAGGAAGAGAUGAGGGAGAAAGUGAGGGAGGAAAAUCAGAGAAGAGCGGGAGUAGAUUGACAAGAGCAAGGGAAAUGGAGGACAAGGUUGCGGGAGGCGGGUGGACUGGAGAGAGGGGAGGAUGCAAGGAGACAGAGGAGGAGGAAAAGGCAGUGGCUAUGAUUGCCGGAGUGUUAAGAGAGAAAUUCGGGCCCCAGAUUGUGACAGAGGAGGAGUACGAGGGGUCUACAAACGAAAGGAUUACGGACCAGGAGGAGGCCAAGGGACGACAGGGAGAGGAAGAGGUGGGGUAUGGGGGUGGGGAAAGAGGGGGCGUGGAAGCUGAGAGCGAAGAGGAUGAGGAAUGGAAGGAGGGGGAAGACGCAGAACCAGAAGCAGAAUUGGAAGCAGAAGCAGAAGAAAGUGAGGAGGACGCACCACCCACCACGUGUCCUCCCAAACGGCCUCCUCCUCCAUACUAUGGCCCGCGGGUCGUAUCUCUCUCCUCCCUCCUCUCCCUCUACCGCUUCUUCUCCUCCCACCUCGGCAUCUCCUCCCCUUCCACUGUCGCUUCCCUCCUAGCCUCUCACCCUGCCCUCCUGCGUUCCGAUCCCACCAGUGACCUGCUGCCACGUGUCCACCUCCUCCAGUCGUAUGGCGUAUCCCGUCCCGACAUCUCAGCCAUCACCAUGAGAAAAUCUUCCUGGCUCCGACUCUCCCUUUCCCACCUUCAGGAAAUGCUCGACUUCCUAUUGGCUCGGGGUGUACGCCGUACGAGGCUAGGUUCGGUGCUCCGAAAAUCUCGAAAUCUCAUUAGCGUGCGGGCUCGUUCAACGAACCUGGAAUUUUUGGUGGAGAGAGGGGGGGUUCCUGUGGACAAGCUGGGUUUGAUUAUAGACAGAGCCCCAGAUAUUCUAUCCGCGAGGGAGGAGACCAUACAUAGUCGCCUCGAGCAAAUAUCAGCGUUUUUUACCACUGGAUCCGGAGAAGGAAACGUCAACAGUGGGCACCUGAGGCAACACCUGAAUGGGCAGCACGAGGACAAGAAUCACCUGAGCAGACUCCUGGUGCACUAUCCAGGAAUCCUCCUCAGGUCUUCCGAACGCAUUGGCAGCAUCCUCCGCCUCCUCCAGUCAUUCUCUCCCCCUGACAGUCCCUCCAUUUCCCUCUCCAUUCUCCGCCGUGCCCCCACUCUCGUCCACCACAGCUCGCAAAAUCUCUUAGCUAAGCUCCAGGACUUAGAGAAGCUGCUGGGGAAGAAGACAGUAGGGAUUGUGGUGAGAAGCCACCCUUCAGUUUUGAAUCUAUCUUUCGAGAACUUGCAAGGCAAGGUGGCGUUGUUGGGCGAUUUGAUUGGUCAGGGGAAUGCCGAGCUUGCAGUGGCACGGCAUCCUUUAAUUCUGACGUCUAGCGAGGAAAAUUUCAGAAGGAAUUUCAGAGAGCUUGUGCGAGAAGUGGAAGAGGCAUUGGAGAGCGGUGGGGAAGCAGGAAGUGGAACGCAAAGGCUGGGGGAAGGGGCAUUGAAGCAUGAUGCAAGAGAAUAUGCGGAGCAAGGGGGGAGCGGUGCUGAAAUCCCAGCUAAGACUACGAGCUGGGCUGAAGCAAGCGCAACCGCACGGGCAGGAGAAAGACGAGGCUUCAAGAGCAUUGCUGGUGCCACCACAGCUUGUGAGCUUGUAGCAAAUCUGGUGGUUAAGUUCCCGAAUUCUAUCUGCUUCAGUUGGGAGAGGAUCACAAGUCAUAAGGUGGAAUACCUAAAGCGGGACAUGGGGCUCCCUAUAACGGAGGUCAUUAAGUUCCCUUUCUUCCUUGGGUACAGCUUGGAUCGGCGAAUCAGGCCGCGACAUGUGGCGCUGCUGAGCAAGGGCUAUGUGUUCGUGCCGCAUGAGGUGGCUCUUCCAGUAAAGGGCGGAGAGAGGGCAGAAUAUAAGGCACUGGAGGAUGGGGAGGAUGAGGGUGAGAAAGCUGAGUAUGGGGUGGGGAAGCAUGAGCGUGGAACUGCAAUGGAUCCUACCCAAGACAACUCUGUUGCGUUGGGGAAGAGAGGUGUGAGUUGGCAGCAGGAAAGGAAGGCAGUAUGCUUGGGUCAGUUGCUUCUAUGCUCCGACCACAUAUUCGAAAGGCGGUUUGAUGUUGAGCUCGCACCGUUUUUGCCGUGA